AUGGCGGAAGCAGGGUAUAUGUUGCUGUACGUCGGUGAUAUUGAGCCGACAGUGACAGAUUAUGUUCUGUUCGAUGCGUUUUCCCAGAAUCUUGAAGAGUCCAUCGGCCACAAAGCACUCUACGACACAUUUCGGAGUUUUGGAUCCAUUCUAAGAUUCAAAUUGGCUACUAAUAAUGACACUGGUCGUUCACAAGGCUUUGGCUUUGUGCAGUAUGAAAACGAAGAAUCAGCUCUCAAAGCCAUUGGUUAUUUGAACGGAAUGCUUCUUAACGAUGAGAAAAUAUAUGUAGGACCUUUUCUUCAGAGAGGUUCUCCAUACGAUAAGGGGAUCUUCACUGAUAUUUACGUCAAGAAUUUCUCCAAGUCAUUGGCUGAUGAAGAGCUUGAGAAGAUUUUUGGAGAGUUUGGACCGACGACGAACUGUCUGAUCAUAAGGAAAGGUGAAGUUCGUCAAGGAAAGUCUAAAGGCUAUGGUUUUGUUAGUUUUGAAAAUCCAGAGGAUGCUGAGAAAGCUGUUGAGGCUUUAAACGGGAAGAAGUUUGAGGACAAGGAGUGGUUGGUCACGAAAUCGAAAAUGACGUAUAAGAAUGGAUAUAAUUUGAAGCGAGGUUUGAAAUAUUACAUCAACAUAUCUCAGGGUUUGAACUACUUGUGUGUUAAGAAGCUGCAUAAAAGUGUAACUGAUGAAAUUCUCAAAGACUAUUUCUCUCCCUAUGGAACUAUAAUAUCAUGCAAGGUCAUGCAAGACUCUAGUGGAGUGAGUAGAGGAUCAGGCAUUGUUGCGUUUUCGAAACCUGAGGAAGCUUCUAAAGCUAUGGAGGAAAUUAAUUGGAAAAAGAAGAUAAGGAAACAAGUUUACGUGGAUUUAGCUAUGUCACUUGCAAAUGCAACUCCCGAACAGCAGAGAACCAAGUGA
Molecule: messenger RNA, 918 nt
Organism: Brassica rapa (field mustard)
Lineage: Eukaryota; Viridiplantae; Streptophyta; Magnoliopsida; Brassicales; Brassicaceae
Product: polyadenylate-binding protein 8
Cellular component (GO): nucleus
Molecular function (GO): mRNA binding
Source: RefSeq, a predicted model, not a curated record